AUGAAUAAGGGGAAAAACAAUCAUAGAAGAGCAUAGUCUAAUAAUGAUUUUUAAUAAAUAAUGAAUUCUAAAAUAGUUGGAUUGGUUGAAUAAAAUUCUCAUAAAAAUUUGCAUAAAAAUCAAAGCUUUGGUAAUAUGUUAUUCUAAAUACCUGAAUAAACUGAUAUUGGGUCUUCAACAGAAUAAUCUCAUCAUUCUGAAAAGAAGAAUUGUAUAAAUGAUUGUGUACUAUCUAAUAAAAAGAAUUAUUCAUAAGAUCAAAAAGAAAAUCUAAUAAAUUCCAAUUCUUGUACAAACAUUAUCUCAUCAAUUUAAUAUAUGAUUAAAAGUAGUCAUCCAAUAAAAGAAAUAGCAUAAAAAACACUAAAUGAAAGUUAAAAUAAAAAAAAGCAUCUUAGUUUUACUAAUGAAUUACAAAAGAAAAAUAGCUAAAUUCUCCAUUAAUCAAAUAAAAUAGAUAUUUCAUCAAGUUUAACUCCAGAUAGAAAAAAAACAGAUAAUAAUAAUAGUAAAUAGAAUAGUUAAAAAUAAAAAUCAGCUUAAUAAUAAAUUGAUGGUCAAGAGAAAUAAAAAAUAGAAUUAUCAAACUUUUUAUUGAAUAAUUUAUUAAAAGUAGAUUAAAAAAAGAAAAUAAAUAUAGAAUAAUAAGAUUCUUUUAGAAAAAUGGAAUAUUAGAUGAAUGAGAUUUAGAAAGAUAUUUCAAAAAUUAAAUAAAGAUAAGAUGAAUUAGAUUUAUUUAAUAGAAAUAUAUAGAAUUAAUUAUUUGAUUUUAUUUCUGAAAGUAGAAAAUAUUAGGAUGUAAAUAUUAAAUUAAAAUUUAGUAUGGAUAUUUAUCUCUUUAAAAACUCGAAUAAUUAGAAUAAAUAACUAGAAGAAAUGAAGAAUCAAUAAAAAUACUUAAAUAAAAAUUAUUUAAUAAUGAAAUAUAAUAAAUAACUACUAAAUAACAUGAAAAUAAUAUCAAUUUUGGGUAUAAUUAUUAUAUUUAUAUUUUAGUAAUAUAUCCUCUUAUAAAUAAGAACUUGAUAUACAAAAAAAAUUAUCUGAUUUUAAGUAUAUCAAAUAUAAUUGA
Messenger RNA from Paramecium primaurelia, 1072 nucleotides. The record is from the annotation of a GenBank genome assembly. NCBI's taxonomy places the organism in Eukaryota, Ciliophora, Oligohymenophorea, Peniculida, Parameciidae.